Molecule: messenger RNA, 1134 nt
Organism: Merops nubicus (carmine bee-eater)
Lineage: Eukaryota; Metazoa; Chordata; Aves; Coraciiformes; Meropidae
Gene: ACAT2
Product: acetyl-CoA acetyltransferase 2
Exons: 7
Biological process (GO): fatty acid beta-oxidation
Molecular function (GO): acetyl-CoA C-acetyltransferase activity
Source: RefSeq, a predicted model, not a curated record
AACAAACAAAGGAAAAAUGUUGCCUCUUCCUGCAGGUGCUGGCCAGAACCCUGUCCGGCAGGCGAGCGUUGCUGCAGGGAUCCCUUACUCUGUGCCUGCCUGGAGCUGCCAGAUGAUCUGUGGGUCUGGCUUGAAGGCAGUAUGUCUGGCUGCCCAGUCCAUCCUGACAGGAGACUCCAGCGUCGUGGUGGCAGGAGGCAUGGAAAGCAUGAGCAAGGCUCCUCACGUCAUUCACAUGCGAGCUGGGGUGAAAAUGGGAGAGGCUUCCUUGCAGGACACCAUAAUCCUUGAUGGCCUUACAGAUGCUUUUUAUCAGUAUCAUAUGGGUAUAACAGCUGAAAACGUAGCCAAUCAGUGGCAAGUCAGCAGAGCGGAGCAAGACCAACUUGCUGUACAGUCACAAAACAGGGCAGAAGCAGCACAGAAAGCUGGCUAUUUUACAAAAGAAAUUGUACCUGUUCUUGUACCUUCUAAAAAAGGUCCUAUAGAAGUUAAAACAGAUGAACACCCUCGACAUGGGAGCAACUUGGAGGCGAUGGCGAAGUUAAAGCCCUGUUUCCUGACAGAUGGAACUGGGACAGUAACAGCUGCUAAUGCUUCAGGUAUAAAUGAUGGAGCUGCAGCUGUAAUUCUAAUGAAGAAAUCAGAAGCUGCUAGGAGAGGGCUUAUGCCUUUGGCUCGGAUUGUAUCUUGGGCACAGACCGGUAUAGAUCCGUCUAUAAUGGGAGUAGGGCCCAUUUCGGCAAUAAAGAAAGCUAUUGACAAAGCCAGCUGGACUCUGGAACAAGUUGACCUGUUUGAAAUUAAUGAAGCCUUUGCAUCAUUAUCUGUUGCAAUAGCAAAAGAACUGAAAGUAAAUCCAGACAAGAUUAAUAUCCAAGGUGGAGCUAUUGCUCUCGGCCACCCUCUGGGCGCCUCGGGUUGUCGCAUCCUUGUGACUCUGCUGCAUGCACUGGAGCGAACAGGUGGAAAACGUGGGGUGGCUGCUCUCUGCAUAGGAGGAGGAAUGGGAAUUGCCAUGUGUGUUGAGAGAUAACACAAAUGAAUUUGGGACAACUAGCUUUGAAAACAUUUUACUAAUAAACUUCUAAUCAUGAAGCUUACAUUUGUACUGCCUAAAAUUUAAUAAGCUUA